UAUUCUGCCCAUUUUGUUGGUGGCUGCCUUAUCAUCACAUCGAUUAAGUCAAAAGGAAAAGGCUUCCAGCAUUGUGUGAAAUAUGACUUCAAGCCACAGAAGUGGUACAUGGUAUCAAUUGUCCACAUUUAUAAUCGAUGGAAGAACAGUGAAUUGCGCUGUUACGUGAAUGGAGAACUAGCUUCAUAUGGAGAGAUAACUUGGUUUGUCAACACAAGUGAUACAUUUGACAAGUGUUUCCUGGGGUCAUCUGAAACAGCGGAUGCUAACAGAGUGUUUUGUGGGCAGAUGGCUGCUGUAUACCUUUUUAGUGAAUCACUCAAUGCUGCUCAAAUUUUUGCAAUUUAUCAGCUUGGCCCCUCAUACAAGGGUACAUUUAAGUUCAAAGCAGAGAGUGACCUUUUUCUUCCUGAGCACCACAAAUUGUUGCUG
Messenger RNA from Staurois parvus, 432 nucleotides. Lineage: Eukaryota; Metazoa; Chordata; Amphibia; Anura; Ranidae. The record is from the annotation of a GenBank genome assembly.